Syzygium oleosum is the source of this 1488-nucleotide messenger RNA. Its product is annotated as probable inactive purple acid phosphatase 16. Gene Ontology annotation, molecular function: hydrolase activity, acting on ester bonds. Gene Ontology annotation, cellular component: cytoplasm. The record is from RefSeq and is a predicted model, not a curated record. The transcript has 5 exons. Lineage: Eukaryota; Viridiplantae; Streptophyta; Magnoliopsida; Myrtales; Myrtaceae. Bases 111 to 1304 code for a protein of 397 amino acids.
GCGUGAGCUUCUAAAGAACGGCGAUUCUCUAUUACACUUCCCCCCUGAACAUUACGCCGACGAUCGCCGCUCGCCGGGAGCUCUGCUUCUCUCCUCUCUCCGACGACCCAAUGGCCGUAUCGCCGGCGGCGGUUCGAGCCUUGAUCCUUUCCUUCACAUUUCUGCUGUUCCUGAACCUGCGUCCGAUCUCGCCUACGAAGGUCGGAUCCGAUUCCGGCGCGCCCGGCUGUGACGGCGACUACUACCAGGAGAAGUUCAGGCGCCGGGCGUCGCCGGAGAAGCGCCUCCCGGCGAGGCAGGGGUCGCCGUUCAAGAUCGCCCUGUUCGCCGAUUUGCACUUCGGGGAGGACGCCUGGACGGACUGGGGGCCCCGCCAGGACGUCAACUCCGUCCAGGUCAUGUCCACCGUGCUCGACGAUGAGGUUCCUGAUUUUGUUGUGUAUCUUGGAGAUGUCAUUACGGCAAAUAACAUUCCGAUAGCAAAUGCAAGCUCGUACUGGGAUCAAGCUCUAUCUCCAACAAGAUCGAGGGGAAUUCCCUUUGCCAGUGUCUUUGGAAACCAUGACGAUGCACCGUUUGUGUGGCCAUUGGAGUGGUUUUCAGCCCCAGGCAUUCCUUUGAUUCACUGCCCUGUUGCAAAUUCAUCAUUUUCAGAUUGCAGCUUCAGAGGAACACAGCGUUUGCAGCUCAUGAAGAAUGAGAUAGAGCAGAAUGCACUGUCCUAUUCUAGUAAGGGUCCAGAGGAUCUUUGGCCAAGCAUAUCCAAUUACGUCCUUCAGAUCUCGAUAACGGAUAAUCCUCAGUCCCCUGUAGCGUACCUUUACUUUCUCGAUUCUGGUGGUGGAUCCUAUCCAGAAGUAAUAUCAAAAGCCCAAUCCGAAUGGUUCAAUAACCGAUCUCUACAGAUCAACCCAGAUUCAAGGGUACCAGAGUUGAUAUUUUGGCAUAUACCUAGUAAAGCUUACGAAAAGGUGGCUCCAUGGAUCGGUGUACGUAAGCCUUGUGUGGGCUCGAUCAACAAGGAGACAGUUGCUUCUCAAGAAGCUGAAGCAGGGAUAAUGGAAAUUCUUGAAAAGCGGCCUUCUGUCAAGGCAGUAUUUGUUGGACACAACCAUGGAUUGGACUGGUGCUGCCCCUACAAGAAGCUGUGGCUAUGCUUUGCCAGGCAUACUGGGUAUGGUGGCUAUGGCAAUUGGGCUAGAGGCGCGAGAAUUAUUGAGAUAAAUCAACACCCUUUCUCUAUCAAGUCUUGGAUAAGGAUGGAGAAUCACGACGUACACAGUGAAGUCCAUUUGAGUUCUUAAAAGCGUUCGGUGUACAGUGAGAAAAAAAGCCACGUGAUAAAGGACAGUAUUCUCAUGUACAAAUGUGUCUAGCUCUUAUAGAGAAUGUAUAGAAUAAUAAAUUGUUGAUUAUAUCUUGCUGGUUACCCAUUCACGAUAACCUCGAUCACAAUAUAUAACCCAUUUCGAUGCCUGAAGAGUAAAA